Tricharina praecox is the source of this 1963-nucleotide messenger RNA. Its product is annotated as amino acid/polyamine transporter I. The coding region runs from base 272 to 1840 and encodes 522 amino acids. Gene Ontology annotation, cellular component: membrane. The transcript is spliced from 8 exons. The record is from RefSeq and is a predicted model, not a curated record. Gene Ontology annotation, biological process: transmembrane transport. NCBI's taxonomy places the organism in Eukaryota, Fungi, Ascomycota, Pezizomycetes, Pezizales, Pyronemataceae. Gene Ontology annotation, molecular function: transmembrane transporter activity.
UGCAUCGGUAGGUAUGUACCCUAAUAUUUGCGAGACAGCUGUCUGAGGUCCUCCUUACACCUGUAAGGCGUUAUGCUUAAAGUACCGGCAUAGUUCAGAGCCAUAACAAAAACAACGACACGGAUUCGAUGCCAUUUGUGCUACAUCGUCCGCCCUACACAUGAACGGCUCUUAUAUAUAGCGGGGGAGGAGACGCUGUCAGUAUCCAGUUUCCCAUAUCCUGCGAAUUCCACGCGAUUUGGUCCGAAGAACGACGGAAUUCUGAAUAAUUAUGUCAAGCACAACACUGGACGAUGAUGCGAAGCAGGUCAAGAACCUGGGAUAUAAGCAGGAGCUCAAGAGAACACACACGACAUGGUCGCUCUUCGGGCUUGCUUUCAUCGUUCUAAACACGUGGACGGCGCUAUCAGCGUCGUUCUCGCUGGCGCUUCCAUGGGGUGGCCCCUCGGUUGUGCUAUGGGGCCUUGUCGUUUCGGGUAUAUGUAACGGGUGCUUAGCCGCGAGCAUGGCCGAGUUUGCGGGACUGUAUCCUACCGCUGCGGGCCAAUACUACUGGGUUGCGAUUGUAUCGUCCCAGGAAUGGGCACCACUGCUGUCAUGGAUCUGUGGGUGGGUAAAUCUGGUCGGUUGGGUAUUCCUCACGGGCAUGGCUGCAAGCUUCGCGUCGACCAUGAUUGAGGGGAUGGCGGCCAUGAUGAAUCCUACAUAUGUUAACCAAACUUGGCACACGUUCUUGAUCUACGCCGGAAUCGCGACCCUCGUAUUUUGCGUCAACGCCCUCGGCAACAGCCAAUUGCCCUUGCUCAACAAAACAGCCCUUGUGUGGUCCCUUGUUGGAUUCGCGAUCAUAACCAUGUCUGCACUUGCUUCCGCGGCCCCGAAUUAUCUGCCCGCAAGCUUCGUCUUUGGUGGAGUCAUAAACAAGUCGGAAUGGCCAACAGGCCUUGCCUGGACGAUUGGAUUGCUGCAGGGAACGCUAUCUCUCAUAGGCUACGACGCCCCCGCCCAUCUCUGCGAGGAGAUCAUAAAUCCCUCCAAAAACGUCCCACGAGUAAUGAUUGGCUCAGUAAUCAUCGGUACAAUCUCGGGCUUCUGUCUCUGUAUGGCGCUCCUCUUUGUCUCACCCGAAAUUGAGUCGGUCCUCGCCGCACCCGAAGGCGCCCUUCUGCACAUCCUCACCUCGGCCACUGGGUCCCAGCAGGGUGCAAUAACGCUCAAUACCUUUCCCACACUCUGUUUGAUACUCGGCACCACAGCGAUCAUGACCACCGCCUCGCGCUUGAUGUGGGCCUUCGCCCGCGACGGCGGACUCCCCUUCUCCCCAUGGCUCGCACACGUACAUACCGGCCUCGGGAUCCCACUUAACGCGCUAGUAGUGACCUAUGUCGUCGUAUUGAUCUACGGCCUCCUCUUCUUUGCCGGUGCGGCAGCAUUGAACGCCCUCGUCUCGGCGAGUAUCGUGAGUUUGGGUAUCAGCUAUGCCUUCCCCACGUUCGUGAACAUGUGUGGCGGUCGUAGACGCCUCCCCAAGAAUCGCCCAUUCCGAAUGCCGGAGCCCGUCGCUUGGGUGGUGAAUUUCAUCGGUGUAGCGUUCGUCGCUGUUACUACGGUGCUAUUCUGUUUACCGCCUGGAGGCCCGACUGUUACGAAGCAGACGAUGAAUUAUACGGUGUUGGCAUUGGGAAUCGUUGUUAUCAUUGCCGUAGGCGAUUACUUUUUGGAUGGGAAGAGGAGAUUCAAGGGGCCCCGGCUACCGGUGUUUGAUGAUGAAGAUUUGGAGAGGUUGCAAGAUGUAGGGGUUUUUGGGGGUAAACCAUCGGUGGAUGUUAGGAUGGCUUGAUGGGUUUAGGUGGAAUGUAAUGAUCAAUGGGCCGACGUUCACGGUUGCAUGGGAUAUCACUUGCAUGAUUUAUGACCAGUCGCGUCAAAAAAUUGGCCUUAGCUCAUCUAGAAAAAACGGUGA